Lolium perenne is the source of this 588-nucleotide messenger RNA. RefSeq lists its product as uncharacterized. Lineage: Eukaryota; Viridiplantae; Streptophyta; Magnoliopsida; Poales; Poaceae. The record is from RefSeq and is a predicted model, not a curated record.
CAGCCAUCCCUGGCUUCGCGCUCUUUUCCCCUUCCCUUCGCCCAGAGCCUUCUAGAACCUUCCGUUCCAUCCGGAGCCAUCGCCAUGGCCGCCUCCUCCUCCUCCUCCUCCGCCGCCCGGUGCUUCCCCCUCCUCCACGAGACCCUCCUUCUGUCCUUCAAGCCGCGGGUCUUCCCCGACUGUUUGUUCGAGGUCGACGCGAAGCGCACCGACCCGGCCGCGCCCAUCAUCGUGGCGGCGUUCGAGGGCGACAUCCCCACGAUUAAGAGGCUGGCGAAGCAGAGGAAAAGGGAGGGGGGAAGCGUGGAGGCGGUGGAGGGGAUCAAGGGCUCCCAGAGCAGCAGGCGCCUCGGGGCGCUCCAUGUGGCGGCCUUCGCCGGGAAGCAAAAGAUGUGCAAGUUCCUCAUCAAGGAUCUCCGCCUCGACGUCAACGCGGCCGCUGAGCAUGGGAGGUACUUGUGUUUACGUCACAAAAGUUCCGCGGAUAGUUGGUUUCUUGAAAAUGGAUAGUUGGUUUCUUGAAAAUAGGAACAUUCGAGGUACAUGAAAGUAGAGACCAGUGAUGGAAGUGUGAGUAAUUAAUGUUCA